UGAUAUACAAACACCAGCACAUAGUCCUGAAAUGGAAAUAGAAACUGUACAUACAGCACAGCAUACUUCAGAACCAAUCGAAAAUAGUCAUCAAACUGAGUCCCCUCAAACAGAAACACACUAUGACCAAAACAUGGAAACUGAGUCUGUUAACACAAUACUAAGUACUGGAAACUCGAUAGAGAAUGAUACACAAACUAGACGUACAUACAGCCAGGCAGUUAAAGGUAGAAAAACUCCAGACACAGAUUCAGAAAGUGACACAGACUAUAUGCAGAUGUGGACAGAACAACUAAACCAAAAUAUAGAUGAGAAAAUACUAGAAUCUUUCGAUCUAACACUUUGGAAUUACCAACUUAUUACAGAAGCCUUCCAAUCAAAGAAAAAAUUACAAGAACUUAUCACAUAUAAAUUCAAGACCAAACCUGCACAACAAAUACUACCAUAUGCAAUUGAGUCCAAAUUUAGACAUACUGACCGUACCUUCUUUACUACUUUUACAAGAGCCAAACGCUUUAUGCCCCAACACCAAACAGAGUAUGAAAAUCGAUUCACAAGUGCAUUACAAAAAUACAAAGCCGAGCACAAAAUAACCAUUACUGAUAAACAAACAAGAGACAAGAUACAUCUUAAACUCCGCCAAAAGCU
Messenger RNA from Paraglomus occultum, 648 nucleotides. Lineage: Eukaryota; Fungi; Glomeromycota; Glomeromycetes; Paraglomerales; Paraglomeraceae. The record is from the annotation of a GenBank genome assembly.